AUGACUGAAUCUUUAUUUGAUACCAAUUUCACUUCAGAAAACGAAUCUAAACCUGAACCAACUCAACAACAACAACAACAAUCAACUCAACAAACAUCUCAACAACAACAACAACAACAGCCAUCGUCUUCUACAUUAACAACAUCUAUUGUUGAUCAAUCUUCAACUUUACCUUCAUUACAAGAUAAAUCCAAUAUUGAUGCCUUGAUCAAUUAUCGAGUAUUAGUUUCCGCCAAAGAAGCAGGAUGUCUUAUUGGUACUAAUGGACAAGUUAUUGAUUCAAUUAGAAAUGAAACCAAUACUAAAGCCGGGAUUUCUCGAUUAAUUCCUGGUAGUCAUGAACGAAUUUUAACUGUUCUGGGGAAAUUAGAUGAUUGUGCUAAAGCAUUAAGUUAUUUUGCUCAAGCUUUAAUUAAUGCUAAUAUUGAAAGUUAUAAUUAUUUCCCCCUUAAACAAUUAUCAUCAACUCCAAAUACUGAAGAAACAACAAUUUUAAGAUUAUUAAUCCCCAAUUCUCAAAUGGGGACUUUAAUUGGUUCUAAAGGUGCUAGAAUACAACAAUUACAAAAUAAUUUUAAUAUUUCUAUGAUUGCUUCAAAAUCAUUUUUACCAGGUUCAAAUGAAAGAUUAGUUGAAUUACAAGGUACUGUUGAUGAUUUAUAUGAUAGUUUAAGAAUAAUUUCAAGAUGUCUUAUUGAAGAUUUUUCUUCAAUUGUUGGUACCACUUAUUAUGUUCCUCGUGGUAACACCUACAACAAUAAUCAUAGCCAUAGCCAUAGCCACAACAACACCAACAACACCAACAUCAAUAACAAUAACAACAAUAAUAAUAAUACACACGGUAGUGGCGGUAAUAAAACCACUGAUACUAUAUCUUUUCCUAAUGAUAUAGUUGGAGCAUUAAUAGGGAAAAGAGGUAGUCGUAUUGAUGGAGUUAGAAAAGUUAGUGGUGCUAUGAUUGCUAUUAGUGAAGCAAUCGAAGGUGAAAAUGAACGAGUUUUCACUAUUACAGGAUCAUCUCAUGCUGUAGAUAAAGCUAAACAAAUGAUUUAUCAAAAUUUUAAAAGAGAAGAAGAAAGAAGAAAAAAUGAAGAAUCAAGAGUAUAA
This is a messenger RNA of Candida albicans SC5314, 1107 nucleotides long. RefSeq lists its product as uncharacterized. Gene Ontology annotation, cellular component: nucleus; cytoplasm. NCBI's taxonomy places the organism in Eukaryota, Fungi, Ascomycota, Pichiomycetes, Serinales, Debaryomycetaceae. The transcript has a single exon. Gene Ontology annotation, biological process: 3'-UTR-mediated mRNA stabilization. The coding region runs from base 1 to 1107 and encodes 368 amino acids. Gene Ontology annotation, molecular function: mRNA 3'-UTR AU-rich region binding. The record is from RefSeq and is a predicted model, not a curated record.